Messenger RNA from Limanda limanda (common dab), 624 nucleotides. RefSeq lists its product as uncharacterized. Lineage: Eukaryota; Metazoa; Chordata; Actinopteri; Pleuronectiformes; Pleuronectidae. Gene Ontology annotation, biological process: cellular response to lipopolysaccharide; T cell costimulation; cell surface receptor signaling pathway. The coding region runs from base 1 to 624 and encodes 207 amino acids. Gene Ontology annotation, cellular component: external side of plasma membrane. The record is from RefSeq and is a predicted model, not a curated record. The transcript has 4 exons.
AUGAUGAUCCUGAUGCUCAUCACCAUGAUCUCCUGUGUCUGUGCAGGAACAUUAGUUGUGAAUGUGACACAGACCAACUAUCAGGCAGAGGUGGACGACAGCAUCACUCUGGAAUGGACGUUCACACCCAGAAGAGACAGAUCCCCCAACUUACUCUUGAUCACGUGUGACCAGGCAACAAACAAAAGAGGCCCUACAGUGUUACAUCUAGAGGACGGUUUUGAGGUCUCAGAGCUUCAGGAUGAACAGUUUUCAGGACGAGUCAAGUGGGACAGAGACGUCCUCAGAGAAGGACGACUCAGACUUCAUGUGUCCAGACUCAGGACUGAAGACUCAGGCCGGUACAAGUGUGUAGUGCAGACAAGAUAUGGCCUGAGUGAUGACCAAUGCUGGCUCAAUGUCACUGCCACUGUUGAUCAGGAACAACAUACGACUCCAACUGAGAACCCAGAGCCACAGGGUCGGGAAAGGUUCUACAUCUUACUAGGUGCACUAAUAAUGACAGCAGGAAUCAUAAUAUUAGGGACGGCAGCAGCAGCAGGAAGGAAAAUAGCUAAUGUAGUGAUAAGAGUAAUAGUAGUGAUAGCAGCAGUAGUAGUGAUAGUAAUAGUAUAUUCAGGUUGA